Macrosiphum euphorbiae (potato aphid) is the source of this 1686-nucleotide messenger RNA. NCBI's taxonomy places the organism in Eukaryota, Metazoa, Arthropoda, Insecta, Hemiptera, Aphididae. The record is from the annotation of a GenBank genome assembly.
AUGUACGCGUCAUCGUCUGCCGACAAGUACGGCACCGGCAGGACCGCGACCGCCAAGACGUACCAUCACCAUCACCUCCAUCACCUGCACCACCACCACGUCGGCACGUCGUCGUCGUAUGCGUUGUCGUCCGAGCUGAGCGCCGACCGGCGGUCCAGGGCAUACAGUAGCGCGCCCAGACAGGUGACGCCGGUCCGGUCAACCGCGGCCGCGUCGUCCCGGUUGACGGACAUCAACGGCAACAUCCGGUCACUGAGCCUGAGCAAGAGCCUGUCGCCGGCGUCGUCGUACUCUGCGGCCAACGGAGGUGGAUCGGCGACACUAGGUUCUGGUCGUGGAGAAUUCGGUGGGAAGACCGCUGGUUCAGCCACACUGCUGCAGCUAGGCAACGACAAUAAACGGUAUGAUGCAACGAAAAAACGUUUGGACGCGUUCUACAACAGCAGAUCGCCGUCGUCGUUGCUAAACAAAUCAUACAAUUACAAAGCUGGCAACUUGUCCUACUUCGAAAAGUACAACAAACAGCAGCAGCAAGACUCUCCUCCACCCAACGAACCAUUACAGCAAUCCAGAUAUGUCAACAUGAACAGAACAAAUUACGGCGCCAUCACGGACAACGGAGCGCUGCACCCGGAAUCGUCUUCGUCGGCGUACAGGUCGGUGUCCGAUUCGAAAAAGGGGGUGGUCGGCAUCCGAAACAUAGGAAACACGUGCUAUAUGAACUCUGUGCUGCAGUGCCUGAGCAACACCAAGAGCCUGACGGACAGCGUACUGGACGACGUGGACGGGGCCGACGGCAAGUUGAUCCGGGUGUACCGAGACCUCUUGUCCCGAAUCUGGACCUCCGCUGACAGCCAUCCGGUGGACACCACCGCUUUUAAGUCGGCAUUCCAGCGGCUGUCCCCCCGGUUUGCCGGCUACGAGCAGCAAGAUGCCCAGGAGUUCCUGCGACUGUUGCUGGACCGACUGCAUAUGGACGUUAACAGGGUGAAGGUCAAGCCCCGGGCCAUGCCGGACGUGGACGAAACGCUCAAGGACAACGCGCUGGCUGCUGAGUUCUGGCAGAGGUACCUGGUCACGGACAACAGUACCGUGGUCGACCUGUUCGCCGGACAGCUCAAGUCCACGCUUGAGUGUUCUUCGUGUGGCCACAAGAGUAUCACGUUUGAGGUGUUUUGGGAUGUGUCACUGCCACUGCCGUCCAGCGGCUCGACUAACAUAGUGUCCAUCAACGACCUGCUGCACAAUUUCACGCAGGAAGAGGUGUUGGACUUCCGCGAACGGCCUCGGUGCAGCGUUUGCAAGGUGGACAGGAAGAUGUUCAAAUCGUACCGGUUUCAACGAUUGCCCAGGUACCUAGUGCUGCACCUGAAGCGUUUCCAGGGAACGCAGUCAUACAAGAAGAUCACGUCGCUGGUGGCGUUUCCGUCCGUGUCUCUGGACAUGAGCCCAUACGUGUCCGGCACAGCCCGGAGCAUACAGCCGCACGCCUGCAAGUACAACCUAUAUGCGGUGUCCAACCACACGGGCACGCCGAUCGCCGGACACUAUACCGCCAUGUGCAAGCACCCAGUCACCGGCGACUGGAACUUCUUUAACGACAGCUCCGUUUCACGGAUAACGUCGUCCGCGAAACUCAUAAGCAACGAGGCGUAUAUACUGUUUUACGAGGCCGCGAAUUAUUAA